Molecule: messenger RNA, 925 nt
Organism: Oncorhynchus kisutch (coho salmon)
Lineage: Eukaryota; Metazoa; Chordata; Actinopteri; Salmoniformes; Salmonidae
Product: putative C-type lectin domain family 20 member A
Exons: 4
Coding region: 1-804 (267 amino acids)
Source: RefSeq, a predicted model, not a curated record
AUGGCUAAAGAUGUGAUCAGAGACUCCUACACUCAGUUUAGAGUUGUGUUCCAAGAGAUUUCAAAAGGGUUCUACACACCUUCCUCGUGUCUUAUUUGUCAGUAUCACGUCAUAAACAUAGAAAAGACCUGGACUGAUGCCCAGAGUUACUGCAGAGAGAAAUACACUGAUCUGGCUGCAGUAGAUGACAUGGAGGACCUGAACAGGCUGAUUACCAGUGUUAGUAGUUAUAAUUACUGGUUCUGGAUCGGACUGAAGAAGGGAGACUCCAUGAAGUGGUCUCUGGCAGACAGACGUUUCUAUAGAAAGGGGAGACUGAGUUCAGAAACUGGGACACUAGGACACUCCAAAACGCAUCACUUCAUCUGUUAUGAUGGAAAACAAGACACCAACAUAACAUACAUCUUAAUUCAGGAGAAAAAGACCUGGAUAGAUGCUCAGAGUUACUGCAGACAGCAUCACACAGACCUGGUCAGUGUGAGGAACCAGACUGAGAACACAGAGAUAGAGAAGAAGAUAUCACUGAGGGGACUUCCUGUGUGGAUUGGUCUGUUUCAUGACUCCUGGAGAUGGUCAGACCAGAGUGACUCCUCAUUCAGAAACUGGUGGCCAGGAUGGCUUUCAACAGAACAGAGAUACAACUGCACUCUGGUGCAUUCUAAUCCUUCUUCUCCUUAUCCUGCUAAAUUGAGAAAUUAUCCCUCUGAUGACACCUUUCCUUUCAUCUGCUAUGUUAAGUUACCAUAUUCUCCACCUGAUCUACCUGAUACUAUGAUGACAGGAGAACUAAUGUUGCACCCAUGAUUCACUACUGUCAUUGUGGGAUUUUUUUCUCUUCUUGGCAUAGCUGUGGAGACCACAACGACUACCCCCCUGCCCACGACCACGACUACCCCCCUGCCCACGACCACGACUACCCCCCUGC